This is a messenger RNA of Corylus avellana, 675 nucleotides long. The record is from RefSeq and is a predicted model, not a curated record. NCBI's taxonomy places the organism in Eukaryota, Viridiplantae, Streptophyta, Magnoliopsida, Fagales, Betulaceae.
AUGGAGGCGUUCAACAGGAUGAUUAAUGCUUCUAUUAAUAGGGGUUUCAUCAAUGGUUUUUAUGUGGGUGCCAGAGAGUCUGAUCAAGUUAUUGUUUCUAACCUUCUUUUUGCUGAUGAUGCGCUGAUUUUUUGUGGGGCUGCUCCUGACCAAAUUAGAUUUAUUAAAGCCCUUCUUAUUGGCUUCGAGACUGUCUCUAGGUUAAAAGUAAAUCGGGCCAAAUUUGUUUUCAUCCCUAUCGGAGGUACGGGUGAGGCAGGUGAGUUGACUGGCAUUCUGGGAUGUGGCACUAGCUCUUUGCCUUUGAAGUAUCUGGGUCUUACGCUGGGGGCUUCGUUCAAGCUUUUGGCUAUAUGGAAAGACAUGUUGGAGAAGAUUGCUAGAAGGUUGGCCCCUUGGAAACAUUCGUACUUGUCCAAGGGGGCUAGGCUCACUCUCAUCAAAAGCACCUUAUCCAAUCUUCCUACCUACUUUCUGUCUCUUUUUCCUAUCCCUGCCUCUGUGGCGAAUCGCAUUGAGAAGAUUCAACGGAAUUUUUUAUGGGGUGGGCUCAAUGACGAGCCUAAGUUCCACUUGGUCAGUUGGCACGAGGUUUGUUCUCCGAUUUUUGAGGGUGGUCUAGGGAUUCGGAGUUUGCGGCUUUUUAAUCAAGCUCGUUUGGGGAAAUGGUUGUAG